This is a messenger RNA of Hirsutella rhossiliensis, 642 nucleotides long. Its product is annotated as MYB-like protein. NCBI's taxonomy places the organism in Eukaryota, Fungi, Ascomycota, Sordariomycetes, Hypocreales, Ophiocordycipitaceae. The transcript has a single exon. The coding region runs from base 1 to 642 and encodes 213 amino acids. The record is from RefSeq and is a predicted model, not a curated record.
AUGCUCUCGCCGCCUCAGUCGUCCUUGGGAAACAUCAUGGUCGCCUGCCGCUCCCUGCAGUCCCUCGUGGCCACGCCCGUCGCCGAGGCCCCUCGGCCCUCUCUGGCUUCUCUCCCCACGCCCCCCAUGGCUCACGCGCCCAUGCCGCCGAAGCUGCGUUUGCGCACCCCGCGCCCCGCCUCGCCGUCCGGGCCCAACAAGCGACGCCGCGCCGACGACGCCGACCAUCUGAGCCACGGCGAGGAGCAAGACGCUGACAGCGACCUCGACAUUGCCCCUUCGCACCUCUCCGACGACGGGCCUGCCACGCCCUCGACGCCCAAGUGCUCUCGCAUCGCGCCCGAACAGCUCCCCCUCGGCCUUGCCCGCGCCGACUUUCACGACAUGCACCUGCUCAACAAUGGCCAAGACGUUGACAACGACGGUGCUGAGUGGAGCGCCGACGACGACCGCAUCCUCGUCGAGCUCGUCCUUGACAAGCUCAGGCUGUCCAAGACGGAGUGGCAGGACUGCGCCCGCAGCCUGGGCAAGGACCGCCACAGCGUCGGCCGGCGCUGGAAGAGUCUCAUGGCCAAGGGCGACGUCGGCCUCAAGGCGAGGGGGCCCAGUCGAAGGGCCCGGCUGCAUGGCACCUGGCGGUAA